Messenger RNA from Nezara viridula (southern green stink bug), 267 nucleotides. Lineage: Eukaryota; Metazoa; Arthropoda; Insecta; Hemiptera; Pentatomidae. The record is from the annotation of a GenBank genome assembly.
AUGUCUAAAGCUCCCUGGGUUAAAGCACAGUACAAAGUCCAGGCAGCGGAACAGAUCGAGAAGAAACAAGAGAGGAAGUUGAAGAGCACUACCAUCACGGUGAAGGAUACGGAACCGGAGACGCUCAAUACACAAUAAAUUAGGAAGGGUUGUAGAAGACCCAGAUUACUAGCCAAGUCGUAACCGUUGUCUCCAUUGACCAUUAGUGAAUUUAUCCGUAGCAAUAAACAAUAAAGUUUUAGAUGUUUAUUGGAUAGUUUUGUUGUA